Thrips palmi is the source of this 3973-nucleotide messenger RNA. Its product is annotated as serine/arginine-rich splicing factor 4-like. Bases 222 to 602 code for a protein of 126 amino acids. NCBI's taxonomy places the organism in Eukaryota, Metazoa, Arthropoda, Insecta, Thysanoptera, Thripidae. The transcript has 4 exons. The record is from RefSeq and is a predicted model, not a curated record.
UGCCAGUGAGCCAGUCCAGUCAGUAGCGAGGCUAGCGAGAAGCCUCCACGAUGGCGAGGAGCGAGAGCAGCUAGAGCCAGAGCCCCCCGCGCCUUGCGAUCCCCGCGUCACGUGUCGAGACAGAGACAACAGACAAGCCGUUGAGACGAGAGAGUAAGAGAGCCCCGCACCGGACUCCCGCACCGCCCAGCCGGCCAAGGCCCAGGCCCAGCCCCACCGCCAUGUACUGCUGGCUGUCCACGUCCGCGCCUGCCUCCAGGCCCAACUUCGCGCUCCCUGGCGCCGCCAAGAAGGGCGUGCUCCCCAGCUCGGCGGUGAGGGAGGCGGACCAGGCCCGGCAGUCCGGGCAGCAGCAGCAAGAUCGGGCCAAACGCUUCAGGGACUCAAGAGCCAAGUCGGGCAGCAAGGACGGCCCCGACAAGGACAAGGAGAGGGAGAAGCCCGACGGCGCGGCGGCCGCGCGCUCGCGCAGCAAGAGCAGCCACCCCAAGCCGGAGAGCCCGGAGAAGGAGAAGGACAAGUCCCGGAGCAAGUCCAACAGCAAGCCCCACAAAACAGGCGAGGCGUCCGCGUCGUCGUCGUCAUCGUCCGGCGGCAAGUGACAGCGCCGCCUCUGCCUCUGCAUGUCGCCGGCAGAGGGCGAGCGCAGCGGCGGGGAGGGCGACGCGGACCUCGGCGAGGACCCCGUCGGACGCCCCGGACGCCCCGCCGCGGCCGCGACACAGUCCACGCAGUGCACGCAGUCCCGGUGAACGCGCCACCGACGCCACCGGCCUGCCCUGUUGUUGUUGAUGUUGUUGACGUUGUUGUUGUUCACUGACCAGUGUGGGAGGAAGAAAGCCUCAAGUGACCAAAAAAGAAGAGGAGGUAAUCACUUUUAUACUUCUAGUUAGCCGCGCGGCGGUGCGACAGUGCGAGGCGGUGCCGCCGUGACGUCAGCACGGUCAGCACGAUCAGCACGUCGAUCGCCCAGGCCGAAAGAUUGACCAUUUCGUGCGCGGGAACCAUUAGAACUGAGAUAUGAUUGUGCUGAAAAAAUGAGGGAAUGCAUGUGUGAGUGUAAGUGUGCGUGCGAGCGAGUGUAUGUGUGUGUGAGAGAGAGACGGAAAGAGAGAGAGAGAAUGGCCGUCAUCCAGUGAGAAAAGGGGUGUUCAAAUUUAUCAAUCGUUCUCAACAGCAGUGUCGUACUCCUUGCUUUGCCUCAACUGUCUCUCUCUCUUUCUCAGCAGACUUUUUCUUGUUUAUCAUUGCAGCUAAUAGGGGAUUAGAUGAGAGAUUUUGUGUCUAAAUCAAAACCCAUCCAACAAAGUGUGUGAGACUGCACCUAUACAGCCCCCUGCAAAAGGGGGUGCCUUUUAGUAUUGUGCACAUAUUUUCUUUUAUUUAAAUAUAAAAUAUAAAUGGUAUAUAUAUGUUAUAAUAUAUAUUUGUGAUAUGUCACUUAAGAUGGCCUACCAAUCCAUUAAUUUGAAGGGGUGCCCUAGCCAUAGUCUUUUCUACUUCAGAAGGCAGGACAGAAUUCAAAUCGCGAGGGCGCACUCUGUGGCUCUCAAAAUGACGGAUGAAUAGAUUUGAACUCUCCAUGAUUUCACCUCAAGUCCGAACUGGCGUCUCCCCUUCGGUUCAUGAGGACGCAGCGAGAAAGUACACCACCGACUGUAAGUACACUCAAACUGUCCGCGAGUAACCGUUACAGAGUAAUAACCGCCAUUUUUGACCCUUAUUGAAAAGAAAUUUAUCCGUCGAUUGUGUGUUACUGUAAAAGGGUUGGUGUACUUUCCCGCACAUAAGAAGAUUUUUUUAAAUGUCGAAUUGUGAUCUUGUAUUCAAUCAUGUAUUCAUUAUCGCUAUGUAAAUAUGAUUUCCUCUUCAUUCCCUGUGGUAACGUCCCGAUACAUAGAUUAUCGCUAAUUUAUUUCAUGUUUAAAACAUCUAUCAACAGUCCAGUGUUUAUUGACGCUCACGUCCACUACAUGUUAAGGUACAUAAGGUGUUUUUGGCGCGAAAAAUUGUGUCAUGUUUGUUUGUGUUGGCCUUGAAGCGGGCCGCUGUGUCAUGUUCCUUCCAAACCCAAAUGCGCGCGUUCGUCGGGUUGCCUAGGGUUGCCCACCCUGCAGGCAACGUGCGAGGGAAGUCCCGGAAGUCCGCCGCUUGCCUGUCAGAAUGUGCACACGCUGUCCUUUCAUAGUAAAUACUUUCUUUGUUGCCUCCGUGUCGUUCUGACCUGCAGUGCAAAGCCUGCAGUUUCACAGUGCUGCAGUGGGAGAGACACAGAGAGGCGCCUGGUUUCUGGUUCAUUUUGCCGGGACGAGUCAUGGCGGUCGAAGCGCAGCGGAUGGCUGUCCGAACGCCAAACGCCAAACGCCGCUGUAGUUUGACUUUACGCUCUGUAGGGGCAGUUGGCUCUAAAGAGAGGUUUAUUUUCAUACGAUUAAAAGCAAACUCAUAGACCGUAAAAUUUUAUAUGAAAGGUAGCUUAAACAGGAUUUUUACGUUGCAGAAUCACGCGAUUUCUGAUGAAACGGUUAGAUUAUUUUCUAAUGUAAGACUGUUCAUUUCUGACUUAGCAUCGUAUCGUCUGGUGCGUUCCGUUCGGCGCGAGCGCCGCCUAUCAUUUCCGCAACCUCACUGGUUGGAUGGCGAGUCUCGGUCAGAGGCCCACAGGGGCGCAGGGGCGCAGGGGCGCAGCGGCGCAGGGGUGGAUCCAGAAUUUGCCGAAGGAGGGGUAGAGAAGCGCCUUUUGCCUGCGACUAGCUGGAGCUGUCUGCCUACCGUGGCCUAGCUAGUGCCCAAGGAGGGGGCAACUACCCCCUUUCCACCCCCCGGAUGCGCACCUGUUGGGGAGAGCGAGCGAAAGAACGCCGACGGCCUGGACCGAGGAGGAACGCUGUUUGGCUGUCUCGCGACGGCGUGCUAGUCCAAGCGGCUCCAAAACUGUUUUCGGUCGAACCGGGCAAGAAAAUUCACAUUGGAAAAAAACAACAAAAACAAUGCGAAACCUUGUUUUUUCGGAGGAGGUGGGAUCGAAGUCGAUGUCAGUCAUACGAGAGUCGGUCACGCUCGCAAUAUUGAUUUGAUAUCGGAUUAGGAAUUAUAAAAAUAUCGCUAGGCGGAGAGAGCGACCUCGGUCUGAGGAUCAUUAUUAGGUCUGCCAUUAAUCGUGGAAUGGACCCGCGAUCGUGAAUAGUGAAGACGGCCUUGGACUCAGCGAGCACGCAGCCAUUCAUACCCUUGGUCUUCCAUUGUCAGGAUCUCAUUGUUCAAAUGUCAGUGUGAAAGUAAGACUGGAUCAAACCAAAGGCAGACACCCGCUGUCGUUUUGGAGUGUAGUCUUCCCUUCCCACCACGCUGUACGUACCUGCUGCCAAAUAGAAUGUGGUCCUGGAACUUUUCAAGGAUUGAAGUGAACUAGAUGAAGUCGAAAACUGUUGGCUGGGCGAUGAAGAGGCCCUUCGUCAGAUUCUAAUAAUAAGUCAAUGAAAAUUCCAGCAGAAGUUUCAGAGGUCCAGAGAUGUGCACUUCAUGCUCCUGCCCCCCAUGGCUUGCUAUCGCUCAGCCAACUGAUCGCUCAGCCCAAGAAAGAUCAGAGAGCUCGAAGGGAAACAAAAGCUUGUUGCUUUUCUACCUUUAUGCAAGGUCUAAUGCAUCUUCAAAUGGCGAUACUUUGGGAGGAAAGAAAGCUUAUUAAGUUCUCCUCAACUAUUUUGAUUUUGGUUGCUGGAUAAGCUCGCCCCUCAUUAAAUUUAAAAAUUGAAAAAAGGAAAAAAAAAUCAACUUUUUAAUACAAGCAGGAAACCUAAGUUAUGAGUGUGCAAUGAUUUUGUUAUUUUGUUUUUUUUAUCUAUGUUUGUUUCAAGCCAGUGUAAUGCUCUUAUUAAGCUAAAAAAAAAGCAGUUUUACUGUACUUCCAUUUGAUGUUCUCUCAUUUCUCCUGUGUAAAUGCUUGAGUGAAUAAAUUUAUUUGAAAUGUGGA